GGGGCGGGGCCGGGCCGGGCUGUGCCGUGCCGGGGCGGGGCCGGGCCGGGCGGGCCGUGGCGCGGUCCCGCCCCGCGGGUUUAAGCGGCGGCGGCGGCGGCGGGCGCGGGUCCCGCGGCGGCGAUGGCGCUGCGCUGCCUCCUGCUGCUGCUCUGCGGAGCCGCGCUGGGACCCGCCGUCCACCUCGACUUCGCCGAGCACCGCAGCCAGGCCGCCAAGAUCAAGGUCAACCCCCGCGGCAACCUCUGGGCCACAGGUCACUUCAUGGGGAAGAAGAGCGUCACAGGCUCCCCACACCUGGAGACUGCGGAGGAGCCUGCAGUGCCAGUGGUCUUUGGUCCCUCUCUCCGAGCCCUGCUGGAGGACAUGAUGGAACUGCUGACCCGCGAGCUCCUGAAAAUCCUCUUGCAAGAAAGGCUACUGGAUGAGAACCAAGGGAAAUAUGACCUCACUGGCCAGGAGAAGGGCUCCUAACGAAGGUGCUGGAGAAGUACUUUUCAAGCUGAAGAGGUGCACCUGGGGAGGAUGAGGUCUGCAGGGUCGGCUGUGCGUGGUGAACAGAGGAGAGCCUUGUCCUUGUGCGUUUCUAUAGCGACAUCACUUUUAUUUAUUCUUUCUGAAAUAUUGUCCAUAGUGAUGGUGUGUGUGAAAAUGGGGCCUCCCUGUAUAGUUCCUGUAUGUUUUGUGUUUCCUUGAUGUCUGAUGUGUGAAUAAAGCUGGUUCUUUGCCCAGAC
Molecule: messenger RNA, 734 nt
Organism: Lonchura striata (white-rumped munia)
Lineage: Eukaryota; Metazoa; Chordata; Aves; Passeriformes; Estrildidae
Gene: NMB
Product: neuromedin B
Biological process (GO): neuropeptide signaling pathway; positive regulation of hormone secretion
Cellular component (GO): neuron projection
Molecular function (GO): neuropeptide hormone activity; neuromedin B receptor binding
Source: RefSeq, a predicted model, not a curated record